Drosophila hydei is the source of this 1646-nucleotide messenger RNA. It is a transcript of the gene Cyp6t1, whose product is annotated as probable cytochrome P450 6t1. The coding region runs from base 111 to 1646 and encodes 511 amino acids. The record is from RefSeq and is a predicted model, not a curated record. NCBI's taxonomy places the organism in Eukaryota, Metazoa, Arthropoda, Insecta, Diptera, Drosophilidae. Gene Ontology annotation, molecular function: heme binding; oxidoreductase activity, acting on paired donors, with incorporation or reduction of molecular oxygen; monooxygenase activity. Gene Ontology annotation, biological process: response to DDT; insecticide catabolic process. The transcript is spliced from 3 exons.
AUCUAUUGAUCGCUCUCUUUCUCUCUCUCUCUCAGUCUAGUUACAUUUCAAAUGCACUUAUAUUGCACACAAGCCGAUUGCCAGUUCAGUUGACUCUUGAUUGUUGCAAGAUGUUUAUCUUUGGCCUGUUGUUGCUGCUGCUGCUUGCCUGGCUUUGGCAGCGCUGGCACUUUGGUCACUGGCAGCGCUUGGGCGUACCUCAAACACCCGCCACGCCCUUUGUGGGCAAUGUUUGGCGUCUGUUGCGUGGCUGCUGCUGCUUUGGUGAUCAGUUUCGCGAGCUAUACGAGCGCCCCGAGGCCAAAGGUCAGGCCUAUGUGGGCAUACAUGUGCUGCACAAUCAUGCGCUGCUGCUGCGUGAGCCGGCGCUAAUCAAGCGCAUUCUUGUCGAGGACUUUGCGCAGUUCUCGAGUCGCUUUGAGACCACCGAUGCCAUUGGCGACACGAUGGGCUCCCAGAAUUUGUUCUUCUCCAAGUACGAAAUGUGGCGUGAGACGCAUAAAAUCUUUGCGCCCUUCUUUGCUGCUGGCAAAGUGCGUCAUAUGUUUGGACUGCUGCAGCAGAUUGGCCAGCAGCUGGAGCAGCACAUGGCCAGGCAGCUGCAAGCGGCUGCAACAUCAGAGGACCACUUCGAGCUGGAGGUCAAGCAGUUGAGCGCGCUGUUCAGCACGGACAUCAUUGCCUCGCUGGCAUUCGGCCUGGAGGCGAACUGCCUGCAGCAGCCGGACGCAGAGUUCCGACGCAUGUGCAUCGAGGUGAAUGACCCGCGGCCGAAGCGUCUGCUGCAUCUCUUCACCAUGUUCUUCUUUCCACGCUGCUCGCGUCAACUGCGCACGCAUCUCUAUUCGGAGGAGUACGAGCGCUUUAUGCGAAAGUCCAUGAACUGGGUGAUGGAGCAGCGCUCGGCCAGUGGCGAACAGCGUCACGAUCUGAUUGACAUAUUCCUGCAGUUGCAGCGCACCCAACCACCUGAGAGUGUGGCGCAUCGUCGUGACUUUUUCGUGGCCCAGGCGGCAUUCCUGCUGCUGGCCGGUUUCGAUACCUCCUCCUCGACCAUAACAUUCGCGCUCUACGAGCUGGCCCGCCAGCCGGCCAUACAGCAGCGUCUUAGGCGGGAGUUGGGCGCUGCGCUGCUAGGCUGCGGGUCUGGCCAAUUGGACUAUGAGACGCUCAGCGGCUUGCCCUAUUUGCGGCAGGUGGUGGAUGAGGUGUUGCGCUUGUAUCCGCCCACUGCCUUUCUAGAUCGCUGCUGCAAUGCCAAGGCAGGCUAUGACUUGUCCGGUUGGAGUGGAGGCAAAGCUUUGCGUCUGCCGCCAGGCACACCUGUCUACAUCUCUGUGCUGGGACUGCAUCGGGAUGAGCAGUACUGGCCGCAGCCUUUGAAGUUCGAUCCGGAACGUUUUGCGCCGGAGCAGCGCGCACAACAUCAGCCCAUGACGUAUUUGCCCUUUGGCGCCGGUCCACGUGGCUGUCUGGGCACCUUGCUGGGCCUGUUGGAGAUCAAGGUGGGCCUGUUAUACAUACUAAAGAACUAUCGCGUGGAGUGCUGUCCGCGAACUCUGCCGGAAAUGAAGUUCGAUGCGAAGUCCUUUGUGCUGACUGCUGCAGGCGGCACCUUUUUACGCUUUAUCUAUGAUCCGCUGUGA